GUAGAGAUCAAACUGUUUGCAAGAUUCUCAGAAAGUGAAAAAUAGAAACAGGCAUAGAAAAAUCUUCUUCAAUAAGAGGGACACAAAAAUGGGGGAAAUGUCAAAUACAGAAUGAAAUAGUAGUAGCUGCUACGGGGACUGCCCCUUAACAGCCCUGCUACUGCUUUCUCUCUUGACUCCGUGCCAUCUUUGGUUCCUCCUACUUAAACUUACACACUAUCAGCGGAGAGCUCAAGUAUUAAGCUCCUAUAGCGCAGAGGGACAGCUUUGUUUUAGAAGAGGUAAAAUAUUCAGUCCAGAUGCAACUAUGGCAAUCAUGUGUUGCUGAAUGAAUGACUGAAGAAAGUUUUGAGUUGGAUUCUAAAGAGUUGUUUUUUUCAAGAAAGUAAACAAAGGUACUUCUUGUGUGGCAUGGCAGAGGACCGUGGUCCCCAGAUUUUUGUGGUGGACCAACCAACCAGCAACACACAGCUGCCAAUCAGACAGAAACCCUUAUGGAUGAGGGCACAACAUAAACUUAUAUUGCCCCUGUUUGCUGUGGUCAUGUUUGGACUUGCCUUGGAGGGGAUUUACAUCUACAGACUGCACAAAAGGACAGAGGAAUUGUUCCUGUCUCAUCAUCUCCAACUGCAGAACCAGUCAAGCCCCCAUGAAGCUGCUGGUAAUAAACUGGAACAAGUGGCACCUAUAAUGUCCAAUGAGGUCCCUACAGAACUAUUGCAUCCACAAGAGAUAACAGAAAGACCAAUGGCACAUCUUCAAGGCUCAGAUACAGUUGGUGAAGAUGGUGUGGUCCAGUGGGUCAAAAAUAGUGAUGGCUUCAUCAGUCACAUUGGAUACAACAGCAGUGGGCUGGUGAUAAAGAGAAAUGGCUUCUACUAUCUGUACUCUAAAGUGCACUUCCAGGAGACAGAGGACUGUGUGAUGGUCAACCACAGGGUCAUCAGAAACACCACGGAGUACGGGCUGCCCAUCGAGCUCAUGAAGUCUGAAAGUCUCCAUUGCCGCAAUGAACGUCAAAACCAGAAGAAUUCAAGAAAGCAGACAGAUUUGUGGAACAGUUUUCUUGCUGGAGUCUUCAAGCUGGAAACUGGAGAUCACAUUUUUGUAAAGCUGGACAAAGGAUUGUACCCAGGGCCAGAUGAUAACUUUUUUGGAGCUUUCAAGAUUAUUUAGUGUAAUUUAAAAAAAUCUGUUUAGGGGCAUGUUCAUGGAGAUACAUUUUGUGCCUUGAGAAUUUUUGUAUGUAAUAGCAUACACCCAAGUAGCUGAUAUUCAGAAUUAUUAUUUAUUGUUUGACGUGAAAAUAAAGUGUUAUUGAAAUUGCA
Messenger RNA from Boleophthalmus pectinirostris (great blue-spotted mudskipper), 1328 nucleotides. RefSeq lists its product as uncharacterized. Gene Ontology annotation, biological process: immune response. The coding region runs from base 412 to 1176 and encodes 254 amino acids. The record is from RefSeq and is a predicted model, not a curated record. Gene Ontology annotation, cellular component: membrane. Gene Ontology annotation, molecular function: tumor necrosis factor receptor binding. NCBI's taxonomy places the organism in Eukaryota, Metazoa, Chordata, Actinopteri, Gobiiformes, Gobiidae. The transcript has 8 exons.